Saprolegnia diclina VS20 is the source of this 503-nucleotide messenger RNA. RefSeq names its product elongation factor 2. Gene Ontology annotation, cellular component: ribonucleoprotein complex; cytosol. The record is from RefSeq and is a predicted model, not a curated record. Gene Ontology annotation, molecular function: GTPase activity; ribosome binding. NCBI's taxonomy places the organism in Eukaryota, Oomycota, Saprolegniomycetes, Saprolegniales, Saprolegniaceae. Gene Ontology annotation, biological process: cytosolic ribosome assembly. The transcript is spliced from 2 exons. Bases 52 to 468 code for a protein of 138 amino acids.
UCGGGUUGCCGCAGUGCGUUUCUGCACGCGCCCGUCCGCCUCGUCGAAGCCAUGUACAAGUGCACGGUGCAGUGCCAGUCGGAGCAGCUCGGCAAGCUCUACAGUGUGUUUGCCAAGCGCCGGGCGCGGGUCGUCGGCGAAGAACUCACGGACGGCAGCGCGCUCUUCAGCGUCGAGGCGUAUCUGCCGGUCGUCGAGAGCUUUGGCUUUGCGACCGAGCUCCUCAAGAACACAAGUGGCAACGCGAGCAACCCGCAGCUGCUCUUUGACCACUGGGCCGUCAUGCCCGACGACCCGUUCUUCCAGCCGACGACGGACGAGGAGCGCGAGGACUAUGGCGAGGCGAUCGCCGAGCACAACGCGGUCCGGAAGCUCCUCGAGGGCGUCCGGAAGCGCAAGGGUCUCUCGCGCGAAGAGAAGAUCGUCGUCCACGCCGAGAAGCAGCGCACGCUCGGCCGCAACAAGUAGACCUUUUGCGCAAUAUGACGAAAAUACACAAACAU